UGGAGCAGGGAAGGGCAAGGCUUGGAGGAGGAGGAGGAGGAGCGAGCGCGUGCGUCAGGUCCUGCUGGCAAAGUCGGCAAAGUUCAGGCGAGAGAGGGAGAGAGAGGGAGGCGAUCCCGGCGAAGGCGCCUCUCUCUCCAGAGAGGAGAAGAAACUUCUCCGGCAUGGAGGCGAGGCUGGAGCGGGCGCGGCGCUGAGCCUCCCCGAUGGGCGUCGUUGGCAGGCGUCAUGGCCAAAUGGCUGAAUAAGUACUUCAGCCUGGGCAACAACAAGACCAAGAGCCCCCCGCAGCCCCCCCGGCCGGACUACCGCGACAAGCGCAACGGGACGGCGGUGAGCGGGAGCGGAGGGAACGGCAGCAACGGAGGCGGAGGAGGAGGCGGAGGGCCCCCCAGUUUGAACCACAGCCACAGCCACCGGCACCACACCUCGCCGGCCUUCCCGCGCCACGACACCAGCGACCUGCUCCGCGCCUACCGGGCCCAGAAGGAGCGCGACUUCGAGGACCCUUACAGCGGGCCGGGAUCCUCGCUGCGGAAGCUGCGCGCCCUCUGCCGCGCCGAGUACUGCGCCCCCGAGGAGCUGCUCCUGGCCGAGAGCAGCGACGCCACCGCCGCCACCGCCAAGCCCUUCUCGGCUGCCUCCUGCUGCGGAGGGAGCAGCGCCAGCACCGCCGCCGGCUCCGGAGGAUCCUCCUCCUCGGUGGCCUCCGCCUCGCCCCAGCUCUUCCGCAGCCAGAGCGAGCGCCGCGCCGCCCCCGGAACAGACCCCGCCACCGCCGCCGCCUCCGCCGUCAAGUACAUCUCCCCGAAGCACCGGCUCAUCAAGAUCGAGCCCAGCAACGAGGGUGGGGGCAAAAGCGGAGGCGGAGGGGGAGUUGGCGGCGUCACCUGGAGCCCCCCCGGGAGCACCGGCUCCGGACACAAGAAGCUCAACAAGUGCGCCGAGCCCGCACCGGACAGCGGCGCCAAGAAGGAGAAAGUCCUAAUAGCAGAUGACUACUCUGACCCAUUUGAUGCUAAAAGUGAAGGCAGCAAAACUGGCAAAGGAGAAAACACUGGCUACAUGGAGCCAUAUGAAGCUCAAAGGAUAAUGACAGAAUUCCAGAGGCAAGAUAGUGUGAAGCCCCAGCAGAAAGACAUUCAGCUGUACGACACGCCUUACGAGCCUGAAGGCAAUGGUGUAGAGUCGGAUUCAGAAAGUAUAGUGAGUCAGCGCUUGCGAGAGAGCAAGUUGCCACAGGACGACGACAGGCCUGCGGAUGAAUACGACCAGCCGUGGGAGUGGAACAAGGUCAGCCUUCCAGCCUUAGCAGUCCAAUUCAAUGGAGGCGAAUUGAGGCAAUCUUCACCUUCCCCGUCUUCAAGCGACCGGCGUCGACAGCUUCGAGCACCAGGGGGAGGCUUCAAACCUAUCAAGCAUGGUAGCCCCGAAUUUUGCGGCAUCCUGGGGGAAAGAGUGGAUCCAACUAUCCCACUGGAAAAACAAAUAUGGUAUCAUGGAGCAAUCAGUCGGACAGACGCAGAAAACCUCUUGCGGUUGUGUAAAGAAUGUAGCUAUCUUGUGAGGAACAGUCAGACCAGCAAGCAUGACUAUUCACUGUCAUUAAAGAGCAACCAAGGUUUUAUGCACAUGAAGCUGACAAAAACCAAAGAGAAAUACAUUUUGGGCCAAAAUAGUCCUCCGUUUGACAGUGUGCCAGAAGUGAUCCACUACUACACGGCAAAAAAACUCCCGAUUAAAGGAGCUGAACAUUUGUCACUCCUUUACCCCGUUGCUGUCCGGACCUUGUAAUUGCUCCUUCCUGUGGAUGGGAGAUGAGGGGAGAAGCAGCAGGAGAGGGGCCCCUGCACUCGCUGCAGCAAGGUUUCGUAGAACCGAGGUGCCCAGCUCUGCCUUUCCAAAGGCAGACAGAUGUAUAGUCAUGGAAUCGUUGCACUACUUUGCAUGUCCUGUGUGGAAACGUGGGUUUCUAUUUAUAGGAGAGAAAAGUGUGUUCAGACAUAGAAGAAACGCACCAUGCACCAUCUUCCAGAAUUCCCCGCAGCCGGUGAAUGGAAAUGUUGCCAAAUCCAAAGAAUGGCCUUCCAAUUUUGCCACCUGCAACCAAGAACUUGUCUUUCUUCCACUGUGGGCAUAAUCUUACAGAAGCUGCACGUGGCCUCUAAUUCUUGUUGGAAGAGGAAGAAGAAGAGGAGACUGAGAGAAAACUGGUCCAGUGGCCUUGCCCAGCACUCAAAAACCAGAAACUCUGUAUCAUGCCCCCAACCCAAAUUUUUGUGUUGUUUCCCACACAUUUUGAUUCAACAUGGAAAUUUCCUUCCUCCUUUUUUCUUGUCACAAUAAUGAUGUGAUUUGAAGAUCUCAAAUGAGCAAUUUUGCAAUAGCAAAAAGUUUCCAUUUAUUUAUGAAUAGGGUAUGUACUUAAAUAGUGGUUUAAUAUAUAUAUAUAGAUAUAUAUUUUUAUCCCCCUCUCCCUGUUUUUGGUACAAUAAUAAAGGUCAUAGGGUUCCCUGUGCUGAUACAUAGAUUAAAGGGCAGAGAGUCAGUUCUGUUUUCUGUUGUGUACGUACAAUGUGAGUGGUGACCGUUCUGUAGUUUCCGGGAGGAGAACAGGGGUUCAGUAUGUUGAGGAUUGAUGUUUACAUGACUGCAUUUCAGACUCAACAAGUCUUCUGCAGGACAAACCUGAUUUGAGCAAAGCCCCUGUAGUCCUCAUGCAGAUAACCAACAAGCUAUGGGGUUUUUUUUUUUUUUUAAUCUCAGGGACAUGGGGAAAGCACAGAUGGAGAAUAGCUUUUUUUUGUAUUGUCAAAGGCUUCCAUGGCUGGAAUCACUGGGUUGUUAUAAAUUUUUCGGGCUAUGUGGCCAUGUUCUAGAAACAUUCUCUCCUAACAUUUUGCCUGCAUCUAUGGCAGGCAUCCUCAGAGGAGAUGCAGGCGAAACAUCAGGAGAGAAUGCUUCUAGAACAUGACCAUAUAGCCCGAAAAACCUACAACAACCCAGCUGUUUUUUUUGCUUCUCCCUCUGAGAGGAACACUACAUGAUGCCUCCAAAUGUAUACCAGGGCUACUUUCAUCCGUGAGGGGCUGUCCUGUUAUGCACAAUGACAAGUUAUGGUUCAUCUCCUGGAAUAACGCAUCAAAAACUCUUUGCCUUGACAGAGUAACUGCAGUUGGUUUCUACCUCACCUGUAACACAUAGAUCCUACCUGGGAUGGGGAAGCAGGUUGUACCUCUUGACCUGAAAACUUGGCAAACUCUAACUGAAGGGUAGAACCUGCAAAGAACGCAGCUGCAACUGGUAGUGAUGCCUCCUUACUCUGCAACAUUAGUGCCAAGAAGAGCUCAUCCUCAUGCUGUGACAUUGCUACGGCCUGUGCUUCCUUGCCAGCUGUAUGCACUAAUGUGCAAAGGCACAUCAUCAUCAUGUCAGGCAUGGGUUGAUUUGUACUAAAUGGUGGGCUGCCAUUUACUUAUGGCCAAAUGCACCCCAUUUUCUUGGGCAUCCCAAGGAGACCCUAGCUUUCUCCCCGGUAUUAUGCUCUCAGUUGCACUGUGCUUUUCCCUGUUGGUAAAUCUCUGAGUAAAGAUUCAUACUUCGAAUUUUUCAUGCUCUUUUUUUCACAUUUGCAAUAAGGCUGUGAAAUUAACCCACUCUUGUAACUGCUUUCAGAACAGUCAACUUCACUUAUGUGCUUGUUUAAAAAGAGUAAUGGAAUAGUCAUUAUUCCGAUGCCUGUAUAAAAUACUGCUUCUUUGUACUGUACAAUGUGAAAAGAGAAGGCCUCAGGUGAACUGGGCUUAUAAAUAGUAAGUGUCUCUUGUGUCCUGAUUUGUUUUAGCCUCAUACAGACCAGUAUUCAAUCUGGUAUUAAUUCCAGGAUUCUAAUUUACCUGUUUGAGGGGGAAAAGAAAAUAAAUCUCUGUAAAAAUGUGUGUUGAAAUCGGCUGGAGCUCAUCUAAUGGAAUGUUCAGACCAAUUCUGCAUGCCAAAUGUCUCUCUGUUGUUGUUUCAUUUUUCACAAAACCUGGGAGGAGGGAGGUUCUCCCUGAACUGAGUAAAAGAAAGAUCCACAAAGCAAAAAACACAGUUGAGGUCCUCUUUUAUCUUCUUUCCAGUUCCCUCUGUGGAAGAAAAUGCCCUUGCCCCUCCACACAGGUGACUGAUAUCGGCACUGUUGUUUCAACCAUGGGUCACCAACUCAUAUCCCAGUUGCUCCAAAUGAUCUAGAUCACAGGAGAUGAUAUGGCAAGAGAGCCAGUCAGGCAUUAUUCCUUCUGUCCUUUACUAAAGCUGCUACUUGCUCCUCUGCCUAAUAAUCCCAUGAAAAAUCUUUGCUGGAAACCCCACCAGCACUUCAGAGCAGCCACCACUGACUAGUUUACAAAUAUUUACUCUGUUGUCAGCUGUUGACCUCAUGUCCCAAACAUUUUGAUGGUUGCACCAGUAUUCAGUAACCAACAGGAGUGCUUACAUAACCAGACCAUUAACAGCUGAAGGCAGUUGUGGAGCUCAGGUGACAGUUUUCAUAAUUUAUAUUGCUUACAGCUACUGAGAUAACACAGAGCCACUAUUACUCCUCUGCCACUAGUAGCUAUAUUUGUAAUCAUUAAUUACCACUACUGCUGGUAGCGCUUACAUAUUGAAAACCUUCAUCAAAUGAAAACUAACAAAAGUGUAUGCACCCAAUGCAAUGAGAACCUCUCUGGUGUCACAUAGCUACCGAUUUCAUUAAGUGUAAACAUUGUCCAUGUACCCUUGUUGUUUUCAGUGAGUGUGCGUGCAUUUCACUCCUCGUUACAACAAUUUCCACUGUUGAACUUCAAGGUCCAAGGCCUCAUCAUUGAGUUGGCAGUUAUUUACAUAGAGGAAGUCUUUAUAUAAGGUUGUUUUAAAAAUCCCCCAACUAAGCUCUACAGGAGUACAAUCUUGAGGUACAAAAUCUUGGUCUUUUAUCACACUGUUCUUGUUUCCUGGCUGUAAUUCCACUGUUACUGUGCUCCAUCCACAUCUUUUCAUGGUUACUUCAGAGCAGCUGACAACUUUAAGCAUCUUUUCACAGCAAUGGUAUACAUCCAAUUGGCAGAUAUAAGAAAAAGCAUGCCAGAACUAACAAUAUACCAGAUCCCUUGUCAUGUUCAUGAUGCUGACCAGUUCUGUCAUCUUCUUUGCCACUUUUGCAUAAUAUCUAUUUCAGAAAUGACUGAAGAUGGAUAUUCUCACACUAUCACUAGAGAAGGACUUCAAAACGUCCAGUAGCUAUUUCAAUAUGGUACCAGCAUGCUUGAAGGCUUUAAACCUAGAGUAAUUUCAGCUAAGCUGUCCGCAUCUGUCCUAGGAAUAUCUCAGUUAUAUGGGAUUAGAUAACUCAAGUGGUAUAAUUAACUCCCAACAUCAAAACAUGUCAGCUUGAAGAACUGACAACCCCUGCCAUAUUUUUCUGGCCCAUUUUUGACACAUGACAUAUUCAAAUGUCUUAAUACUUGAUUUGGUCUAAGAGGAACAGAAUCCAGAAGACAAGUGCCCUCUCCAGAGUUGUAGAUUCCACUCUUUGGUUAGUUUUCAUAUUGAUAAUCCUGUCCCCACCCCAUGACAUAGCACCAGCUUUGAAAGGUUAUUUUGUUCCAAUUAUAAAUGAACACUGUGAUCAAUCAAAUUGUCCACAGUAUGUUUCCAAGAAGUUCUGCCAGCUACUGGUCAGAGCUCAUCUAACCUCAGUUUCUCUCAGUGUUCCCUCACACAAACAUUUCUGGAACAUUUAGGUAGUGUGGAAAACUGGUGAAAGACAACAUUAACAUCCAGGUAAGCAAAAUUGGUGUCAAAUUUAAGAAAGGAUGGGUUCUUCAAGCAUUCCUCAGAGCAGCAACUUUGCCAGAUAAUAAUUUUAUUUUUAAAUAAUUAUCAUAAGACAAUCCUGUUGUCCUAAAACUAGGCACUUUUUUAUAGUCAGUUCUAGAGCAACAUUGCCUGAUCACCUUGCAAUGUCCCUUAAGAAGAUUUGCCUACAAAAACAUGGCAGGAAAGGAAUUAAUAACUAAAGAUCGGCUACAUUUAUGGGUGCUGCUGGUCAAACAGUUUUGAUAUACCUUAGAUAUAUAUUUAUUACUCAUGUUCGCUACAGAGGGGGGCCCUCCAAAGGCUAAAAAACAUCUCCAAUGAUGGAAUUCAGCUAUUUUCACCCAGUAACAUAGCUGUCAUCGCUGAGUCUUAGUGCAAUUACCUAAGCCUACUGUGUUCCUCAAAACAAUACAUUUUAUCUACGUAUAUAUCAGUGCCUCCUUCAAUUUUACCGAAAGUGAUUCAGAUUUUACAGCAACUCAGGUCCUGAUCGACCGCUGAGAAUCGCCACUUCUGCCUUGCUUGUCUUGCUUGUCUACCUGAGGUUUCAAGACCAGUGAGCUGACAUUCAACUUAUUAUGUGCCCUGUCGACCCAUGUUUAUCUUGAUGUCAGAAGUGUUUUGGCCAUGGGUCUUGUUUCUUUUUCAGAUGGGUUACAAUUGUAUUUCACAAAGUAUUACCUGGGAAGCCUCUUCUCAAUAUUGUGUGGUUUUAAUGUUUUGACCUGCCUGAUCCUUUAAUGCAGCCUUUCCCAAUGGUCCUGCUAACUGGGAAAGAGAGGAGGUAUCCAACACAUCUGGAAGGCACCAGCUGGGGAAGAGAAGAAGGUCUUAGUGUUGAGUUACCGUGUCCUACACAAAGGGCUUCACAUGAGUCUUCCCAUUGAUUUUAGCAUGGUUUGGCCUUUUUCAAAGUAAUAGUGCACAUAAGGAUGCGCAUAAACUGAAAUGUGUGAGUGUGUGUGUAUGAGAGAGAGAGAGAUGUGCACAUCUGCCUAAAUCCCAUUGAAGGGAAAGCUAGGUUUUCAAAAAGCCGCAUUUUUAAUUUAUUUUUAACAGAAAGAAUUAAUCAGAGGUGCAGAAUAACCACAGCAUAAACUGAACCUAUCUGAUUUAAGGUUUUUUGCACUGUGAUGCUUGUCUGUUUUAUUUAAGUGAUUGUGUGAUGACUAUGUUUCCCACUUUUCAAAGUUUUCCUCUUUUUACAAAAACAAAAUAUACCCAAUGUUAACGGUGAUUUGUGCUGUCGCUUAUGGCUGAGAGAAUGAGCCAUAAUUGUGCCUGUGUAGUCCAUGAAAAGUUUAUUUUCAAUAAAAUUAUAAACCUC
Anolis sagrei ordinatus is the source of this 7168-nucleotide messenger RNA. It is a transcript of the gene SHB, whose product is annotated as SH2 domain containing adaptor protein B. Gene Ontology annotation, molecular function: phosphotyrosine residue binding. Lineage: Eukaryota; Metazoa; Chordata; Lepidosauria; Squamata; Anolidae. The record is from RefSeq and is a predicted model, not a curated record.